GAUCACUCAGAUCUGGGGCACUCAACGGAACUCUGAGAUGUAUCACAAAUAUCGAAUAUCAAAAACAAAAUCUAGCCAGGAGUGUACAUUAUUUUUAAAAGUGUAAACAGGUGCAUUUGUUUAUAUUAUUUCACGCAAAAAAAACAAAACCGUAGAACUAUAGAGCACAGACAUUUUGUACAAGCCUUUUUGGACUUAUAAUUAGCAUGCUUCGUAUGCUUCACGUCAACAAUACAAGUAUGGAACUUAGUAAAGUGGUAUGAUAAAUAGAUGAUAAUUACUGAUGAAACACUUGUGUAAUUAAGCUAUCCACAGGGAACUAUUCGUCGAAGCACUUCGGGUAGACAACCGACUGUGAAACAUGAACGCAGAUAAGUUGCCAAUAUCACAGGUUCUAAUGACGCUCUCUUGUCGAGAAAGUUAGAACCAAAGAACAAACGAUGUCUUGCUAACUAGGGUGACGAAACCUAGAAAGGGUACAACAAGGGAGCUAAACAUAUAAAAUAACAUUUCGAUAGACUACUAUAGAUACGAUAGAUACUCGAUCAGCCAUCGAUUCGAUCAGAAGAGGACUUUAAACCGCGCUUUAAUCUGAACGUCCAGAAAAAAGUAAUCCCAGUUAAUGCGAAGGAUUGUUACCAUCAACGACGAUGCCCCGCGCCUGCUUUGUUCCUGGAUGCCGCACGCAUAAGGCUUUUUACGAACGAGGCGUAGCGAUGUUUACCUAUCCAAGGGAUCCAAAGCUGGUGGCCGCUUGGAACGUAGCUUGCUCGAGGAGCGAGAAUUCCAAACCUCCACGGCAUGCGUGCGUUUGUGAGAAGCAUUUCGAUCCGGCAGAAAUUAACGGAAAAUCCGGCAGGCGAUCCUCGCUGCAACAGGGGGCCGUCCCAUCUCGUUUCCUGGAUGGCUCGCGGACGGAAGAGGAGAUAGAUGGAACAGAGAGCUCGUUCGAAGCCGCUGACCAAGCUCGGGCGAUGGAAACCCUUAACGUUGAAGAAGUUUUUAUUCAAGCAGAAGAUGAAUUGAAACAGGUUCCAGAGUUGGAACAUCUAGAACUGGAGAAAAUGUGCCGUGUGUGUGGAAUGAAGCAAGAACAGAAACCUGAAAGAACUCUAGACGAGUUGAGCUUCGAUGAAAAAGGAGAAUCUUUGCUAGCACUGUGUUUGCUUGCCGAGAACGAAUCCCUCGAAACGAUUCAACGGAUAUGUUCGAGAUGUUUCACACAGAUCAGUUCGUUUCUGGAGUUUCUUAAAAUGUGCUACAAUGGUCAGCGAUUGCUAUUCGAGCGGCUACUAGAAAACGAACAAGCUGUGACAACCGAACAGGCUCAAAGCGAUUCUGGUGACGCAACAGACGAAAGCCAAGAGAUAGCUACUGAUGAAGAUGUUGAAAAGCUCAGCGUUCACAAACCACAAGGGAACGAAACUGAUGAAAUGAGAGAUUCCAGAAUCGAUCGUUACAUCGACGGUCUUAUAACAAAACUGAAAUCGGAAAAAAGAACAUCGAUUUUGCCACGGGAAUGGGAAUGUUUAGAUUGUAGGGAAAUUUUCCAGCAUCGGAACCACCUAGCCAUACAUAGACGAACCUGUGCGUUGGUGGGGAGUAGAAAUUCGAAACGAUAUGGCCCGUUUGGUUGCCAGCUGUGUGAUAAAGAAUUUAAGACGCUGCCCGGUUUUCGGCAUCAUUUGCUAAAAAUGCACGACAGGGACAAAAUACGGGCGAGCGGCGGCAAAAAGAACACACCGACCACGGUAGAUGAAAGUGACGAAAACUAUCCAGAGGAGUUGCGUUCAUUGAAGUCUCGGAAAAUUGUGAUAUGUCCGAUUUGUAACGAUACAUUUCGCACCUGUGGUGAGCUGAGAUAUCAUCUUCCAGCGCAUAAAAGUGUCAACAAGGAGAAAGGUCUAAAAUCUAGCCAGGAGAUGAGCUCUGAAGAAGGCUCGAAGGAAAUUAAACAGUUUAUGUGCAGUUUCUGCGGUAAAAUGGAAAGAAGUCACGCGGGGUUGGAGAUUCACAUGAAAUUUCACCUCAAGCAGAAGGAUUGGGCGUGCGAGAUCUGCGCAAAACGAUACUACACGAAGGCGGAUUUGAGACAACACGUGCUUAGUGUUCAUGAGAAGUUUACUUACACAUGUGAUGACUGUGGGACCGUUCUCAACUCUAGGGCCACUUUCACACGCCACAAGAGACUGCAUAACGAAUCACAACUGAAGAAGUGUACGUUCUGUGUGAAGAAGUUCACCACCAGUAAUGCGCUCAAGAGACAUGUUGAAAGCAGACAUCUCGGCCAAAAGCGUCCCCGCGUGCACGCUGUGGAGGUUUUGGAACAUGACGCACCAUGGAAGGAUGCGGAUGAACUGCCGCAAGAAGAACUUGAGGAAAUCGUCAUCGCAGAGUGCGUACCGGAAGAUCAAGGGGAACCGAAGUAGGCAAGUGCUCUAAUUGUUGGACAGAUUAUUGUUUAUUAUCUGAUUGUCCAACCGAAAAAUUCAAAUUUGUUCAAUUAUACUCUUACUCUUAUGUCUAAAAAUGGCUACUGUGUAAUAUACAACAUGAGAAAAAAUGUACACGAUAAAUUCGGCUCUGUUACAGCUGAAUUACUAAAUGAGCCUAAUAAAAAUAAAUCAAAUGGGAUAAAAAAAACUUUUCAUGGCAUUGGAAAGCAACCAUGUGGUGAAGUUUCGACAUCAAAUGCUAGCUUACUCUAUUAGCUACCACUUACCAUCAAUUUCAUUUAAUUUUGUAUAACUUUAGGCAAUAAAUUCGGUUUAAAGCAACAAAACCUUAUAACAUUCAAAAAUAUGUGAACUUUUCUACAAUAUUCCUGUGACAAAAGAUCACAUAUUGUGAUGUAGGAAAAAAAAACAUUGGAGUGAUCCACCUACAGGAACAAAAAUGUAGGUUUUGGCCAUUGUUUUUGUUCGGCGAUUUUUCGAUUUUUUUUCAUUUUCUGAAAAACGAAAGAAUUGAAAAAAAUAAUUCUUGAAUAUAUAUAAUAUUAUAAUAUUAUAAUAUUUUUGGAAUAUUGCUUUAACUCUCCUGCGAGUACCAGGGACAUCCCAUGCAUUGAAAUGCAUAUGCCACCAAUGACAGUUACUCGGCAUGACGUACUUGGCGUGCUAAAAGGUCUCGAUGCUAGCAAAGUGGCUGGUGCUGAUGGUCUACCGCCGUCCUUCCUCAAAGAAUUUGCUGAUUCUUUAGUUUUUCCUAUCGCCAUGCUAUUCAACCGAUCACAACAGAGUAACAUUUUUCCUGAUGCGUGGAAAGUUGCCGCUAUAGUUCCCGAUACACAAAUCCGGGAGCAUAAACAAAGUUGAGAACUAUCGCGGUAUUUCCAUUUUGUGCUGCAUUGGGAAAAUUUUCGAAAGGAUUAUCCAUGGAGUACUGCUGAGAAAUUUGCAGAUACUUAUAAACGAAUACCAGCACGGAUUUAUCAAGAAGCGUUCCACGACAUGUAACUUGAUGAGUUAUACAUAUGAAGUGAACAAAGUCAUAAAAAAAGCGACCAAGUCGAUUCCAUCUACGUCGACUUCUCGAAAGCCUUCGAUAGAGUUCCACAUGAGCUGAUGGUCAACAAGAUUUUUUUUUUCUAUAUUAUAGUGACUUUCAACACAUUUCGGCUGGUUCGUCACUUUUACUUCCAUUUUUGGAAGAAUGUCGGGAGUGAGAAUUGAACUCGUGAUCUCUGCGUGAGAGGUAUGGAUGUUACCACUACGCCAGAUCGCCUCCACGGUCAACAAGAUGUCUAGAAUGGGUUUCCCUUCAUGGGUGACUGAAUGGAUCCGAUCAUAUCUUACUGAUCGUAGAGCUUACGUUAAACUCGGUUCAACCCAUUCUAAGGAAUUUGCGAUUACUUCCGGUGUGCCACAGGGAAAUAUAUUGGGACCUCUUCUCUUUGUUAUGUGACCUGUGAAUGACCUGUGUCUACGACUGCGAUCAAAAUUGCUGCUGUUUGCGGAUGAUCUGAAGAUAUACCGGACCAUCAUUUCAGCUCUCGACUGUUGCGCCCUCCAAGCCGACAUCAAUGAACUGCUGCGCUGGUGUUAUAAUAAUGGUAUGGAGAUGAAUAUUGCGAAGACGAAAAUAAUCUCCCUCACACGUAGACAGUCGUUCAUUCUCUUCGACUAUAGUACAAACUCGGUCUCCCUUGAGCGUGUAAACUCUAUUCGUGAUCUUGGUGUGAUAAUUGAUAGCAAGCUGCAGUUCAACGAGCACAAAGCACGAACCACGGCCAAAGCGUUUACAGUUCUUGGAUUUUUAAAACGUAGUACGCAGUUCUUCACCGAUGUGUAUACUCUAAAGGCCUUGUACUGUUCGCUUAUGCGAAGCAUACUGGAUUAUGCUGUCCCGGUGUGGGCUCCGUGCCAUGCAGUACAGUAUAUGAAAAUUGAAAGAGUCCAAAAUGUUUCCUGCGCUACACUCUACGUCAGCUACCGUGGAGAGACGGUUCCAGACUCCCGGAGUAUAUCGAUCGCUGUAAACUAAUCGACCUUGAAACUUGCAUCCAGACGGACUAAAUUGCGGCGAAUGUUCGUGUUUGACCUGCUGACAGCUAACAUAGACUGCCCAUCUCUUCUUCAAAAUGUCCACAUAACUGUACCUCAUCGUCGACUACGUAACCAGCUUUUUUUUCGCUCCCUACGAGUAGAACGACGUAUGAAUACUACAAUCCUUUUUAUGCAUGUUUGAGAGAUUUUAAUAGUAUUAGUGCAGUGUUCGAAUUCUAUAUAAAUAAAGCUGUUUUUAAACUUAGACUUAAGAAUAUAAGUUAAGAUGUAGUCUGAGCUAAAAAAUUCGAAGACGAAAUAAAUAAAUAAAUAAAAUAAAAUUGAAGAUUGGAGUU
This is a messenger RNA of Toxorhynchites rutilus septentrionalis, 4843 nucleotides long. RefSeq names its product zinc finger and BTB domain-containing protein 41-like. The record is from RefSeq and is a predicted model, not a curated record. Gene Ontology annotation, cellular component: nucleus. Bases 651 to 2429 code for a protein of 592 amino acids. Lineage: Eukaryota; Metazoa; Arthropoda; Insecta; Diptera; Culicidae. The transcript has 4 exons. Gene Ontology annotation, molecular function: zinc ion binding.